GGUAGGGGGCGGGGCGAUGCCCGCGUGCGCCUGCGCAGUCCGCUCUACUCGGGGCGGCGGAGGUGAAGCGCCGGAGGAAAGAUGGACGAUUACCAGGCUGCGGAGGAGACUGCUUUUGUUGUUGAUGAAGUGAGCAACAUUGUGAAAGAGGCCAUCGAAAGUGCGAUUGGUGGUAACGCUUACCAGCACAGCAAAGUGAACCAGUGGACCACAAAUGUUGUCGAACAAACUUUAAGUCAACUCACCAAGCUGGGAAAACCAUUUAAAUACAUUGUGACCUGUGUAAUCAUGCAGAAGAAUGGAGCUGGAUUGCACACAGCGAGUUCCUGCUUCUGGGACAGCACUUCUGAUGGGAGCUGCACCGUGCGAUGGGAGAACAAGACCAUGUACUGCAUCGUCAGCACUUUUGGCCUGUCCAUCUGAUGCUCUAGCCUGUGACUUUGCCUUUCGUUCAAUGUUUUCAGUUCAUCUUCUAGUCACCAACCGGGAAGUCAGUGAACACCUUUCUCGUUCUUGUUAGUAUGUGUUUUGUGGCGCUCUCCAAAUGUAGAGGGAAAAACCAAACAACUGCCCUGUUAUAGGAACUGUACCCUGUAAGUCAUGAGUGAUUCACCAUAGGUAGUCUGGAGCCUGUAUUGCCACUUGUCUUAACUCUGAAUAUUUCUUUUCAACGGUGCUACACACUGAAAUCUGCUAGUGUGAAUCUUGCUCUACUCUGAAAUGACUCAAAUACACUAAUUUUCCAUACUUUAUACUUUUGUUAGAAUAAAUUAUUCAAAUCUAAA
Messenger RNA from Carlito syrichta (Philippine tarsier), 785 nucleotides. RefSeq names its product dynein light chain Tctex-type 1 (gene DYNLT1). Gene Ontology annotation, cellular component: cytoplasmic dynein complex; cytoplasm. The record is from RefSeq and is a predicted model, not a curated record. NCBI's taxonomy places the organism in Eukaryota, Metazoa, Chordata, Mammalia, Primates, Tarsiidae. The transcript is spliced from 5 exons. The coding region runs from base 82 to 423 and encodes 113 amino acids. Gene Ontology annotation, molecular function: dynein intermediate chain binding. Gene Ontology annotation, biological process: microtubule-based movement.